AGCAGAUAGAAACCUUGGUAACAAGGUUAUCAAAUAUGGCACAACCGCAUCAAAUUUGAUAUAGUAUGGGAAUAAUGGUAGCUUAUAAAUAGUAUAUAGAGUAAAAUAUAAAAUAUAAUAAGAUUUAUAUUCACAAAAUGUGUAAUCUUGAAUACUUUCUUAAAUAUAUCCCAUAUUACUGUUCUGUUCAAGAGUAUAUAAUUAAUAUAAAAGAUCAAACAACUAAUCAGGCAAAUAGGGCACGUGACCGGUUUCCCCUUACAAAUAUUGAGAGCGGCCCAUAAAUUUUUCAAAACCCGUAAAACCCCUAUCCUUUUCAAGCUUAACUAUUAAACAUUAUGGCUACCAGAUUACCAUCCUCAUUCGGAGACGAAGAAGAAUUGGAUUAUCUCCAGAAGAUCUGGAUGAAGUCGAAGCAACAACCAUUGGUUCCUCUUGGAGCCUUUGCAACCACAGGUGCCAUUGUAUUGGCUGCUCGAUCUUUAAGAAGAGGAGAGAAAAUGAAAACUCAAGUUUAUUUCAGAUACAGAGUGGGAUUUCAAUUGUUGACACUUGUAGCUUUAGUUGUCGGUGGAAUGAUGUUCCAACUGGAGACCGAAGAACAAAAGAAAACUAAGGAAGAUUUAUUAAGGGAAAAGGCCAAACAAAGAGAAAAGUUAUGGAUCGAAGAAUUAGAAAGAAGAGAUGCCCUUAUUCAAGCCCGGAAGCAAAGAAUAGAAGAAUCAAAGAACGAGUUGCGGAAACUUGCUGAAGAGGGUUUCAAGAAAGAUUCGGACUCCAAAUCUGUUCCAAACUCAACAUCAGACUCCAAGUAGGUUAAAUUUCAUCUAAGUUUAUUACAGUUACCUAUUUAUUCACGAUAGUUUGCUUGUACAUAGUUU
Scheffersomyces amazonensis is the source of this 881-nucleotide messenger RNA. RefSeq lists its product as uncharacterized. The transcript is spliced from 2 exons. The record is from RefSeq and is a predicted model, not a curated record. Gene Ontology annotation, biological process: mitochondrial respirasome assembly. Bases 339 to 815 code for a protein of 158 amino acids. Lineage: Eukaryota; Fungi; Ascomycota; Pichiomycetes; Serinales; Debaryomycetaceae. Gene Ontology annotation, cellular component: mitochondrion.